Molecule: messenger RNA, 1870 nt
Organism: Hemibagrus wyckioides
Lineage: Eukaryota; Metazoa; Chordata; Actinopteri; Siluriformes; Bagridae
Product: serine hydroxymethyltransferase, cytosolic-like
Exons: 13
Coding region: 143-1681 (512 amino acids)
Biological process (GO): tetrahydrofolate interconversion; protein homotetramerization; folic acid metabolic process
Cellular component (GO): nucleus; cytosol; cytoplasm
Molecular function (GO): protein homodimerization activity; zinc ion binding; mRNA regulatory element binding translation repressor activity
Source: RefSeq, a predicted model, not a curated record
CCAGCAUAAACAUUAUUUAAUCAUCUGGCUCUCAUGCUCAUGAUUUUCGGUUCACACCAGGCAGUGAAUCAAAGAAGACAAGAAGAAGCACAUCUGAGGACAUUCUAUCAGCAACAGGAAGCAUAUAUCAGCGAUUUUAAAAAUGAGCGCAUUUAUAACAAACAAGUUAAACAGGAUUUUGAGUUACCUGAAGGGAUAUCCACAUGAUAUGCCAUUACACCGUGCCCUCAAGAAGACAGAAAUUACUAAUGUUAAUUAUUACAUAAGCAAGAGUACACGAGAGUCACAUGACUGUAUGAUGCAGGAGUCUCUCAGCACUAAUGAUCCAGAGGUAUUUAACAUCAUUCAGAAGGAGAAGAGGAGACAGACAUACAGUUUAUCACUUACUGCAUCUGAGAACUUUACCAGUCGUGCUGUUUCAGAGGUCCUGAGCUCGUGCCUAACCAACAAAUUUGCUCAACGAAGUCUUCGAUACUCUGGCAACGCAGACAGUGUGGAUGAACUGGAGCGUCUUUGUCAGAAAAGAGCACUGGAGGUUUAUGGACUUGAUCCAGAAAAAUGGGGUGUUAAUGUACAGCCUUAUUCUGGAUCACUUGCCAACUUUGCCGUGUAUAUAUCUGUAGUGGAGCCUCAUGGGAGGAUCAUGGGGCUUGAUCCCGGUGAUGGUGGCCACUGGAGCCAUGGAUUUAUAUUGGACAAGGAGAAAUUCUCUGUCGCCUCCCUUUUCUUUGAAUCAGAGUCUUACAAGGUCAACCAAGAGACUGGUUACAUUGAUUACAACCAACUAGAGGAAAGUGCUCGUUUAUUCAAGCCAAAACUAAUCAUUGCAGGUCCCAGCUCCUACUCACGUAACCUGGAUUACGGUCGUCUGCGGAAGGUCGCAGAUGAGAACGGAGCUUUCCUGCUGGGUGACAUGGCACACAUCAGUGGACUGGUUGCUGCUGGAUUAGUUCCAUCCCCCUUUGAUUACUGCGAUAUUGUUUCCACCUCCACUUAUAAGACCCUGAGAGCCUGCAAAGCUGGAGCCAUAUUUUACCGGAAAGGUGUGCGCAGUGUGGAUGAAAAAACAGGAAAGGAAACUCUUUACAACCUGGAGAGAUCGAUCUGUGAAGCUGUGUUGCACAGACUGCAGGGAGGAUGUCACUUCCAUUCCAUUGCAGGAGUGGCUAUAGCACUGAAGCAGGCACUGACUCCAGAAUUCAAGGCCUACCAGCUACAAGUUCUGGCAAAUUGCAGAAGUUUAGCCUCUUCUUUAAUAGAAAAGGGCUACAAAAUUGUUACAGGGGGUACGGAUAAUCAUCUUUUCUUGCUCGACCUUCGUCCGAACGGAAUUGAUGGAUUAAGGGUAGAGAAGGUGCUACAGGACUGCGCCAUUAUCUGUAACAGCAGCCCUUGCCCAGGGGAUAGUGUACUGCAUCCCUUUGGCCUCCGAUUAGGGACACCUGCGCUCACAUCACGAGGGCUAGUAGAGGAAGAUUUUUGCCUAGUGGCAGAAUUACUGCACAGAGGCAUUCAGUUGGCUGUGGAGAUCCAGACCAACAUGAACCCCAAAUCUACUUUCAAGGAGUUCAAGGAAACUCUGGCUCAGGAUGAGAACUAUCAAAAAAGAGUCAAAGAAAUCCAAGAUGUGGUUGAGGCUUUCGCUGGAAAAUUCCCCAUCCCUGGAUUGCCUGAGCUAUGAGCCUAAACCUCAUUCUCUGUUCCUGUCUAUAUCUAUAAAACUUACCUUAAACUUUAACUGUGAUGUAAAUGUGAGGAAAAAACAUGUUAUAGUGUCAUUUUAUCAGUUUAUAAUGAUGUGUUAUGAUACAGACAAAGUUUUGCAUUAUCUAUGAUUCAGAAAUAAAAAUAAAAGUCAUAUUUUCAUUCA